UCAGUGCUUACUCCCCGUCUGGCGGUAGCGGUUUCAUUCUCACAGUUACAAAUUGGGGGCUGUGAGGAUGGCGACGUUAGUGGAAACAACAGUAGACUCUGAGCCUACUUGUAGUAGCAAUGCAGUGCCGUCUCCAUCAUCUUCAAACCUUUCCCACCGGUUUCUCGACAAUAAAUUCUAUUUGCUGGUGGUUAUCGGAGAGAUUGUUACCGACGGUCACCUGAGGUGUGCCAUUGCAGAUAUACAGCGAGGAAUCCGCUCUUGGGACACAAACCUCAUUGAAUGCAACUUAGAUGACGAACUGAAACUCUUUGUUUCUCGACAUUCUGCACGAUUUUCUCCUGAUGUUAGAGGUCAGAAAAUCCUGCACCACAAAAGCAAUGUCCUGGAAACAGUGGUUCUCAUGAACCCAUCAGAUGAAGCUGUCAGCACAGAGGUGCGAUUGAUGAUCACAGACACUGCUAGACACAAACUACUGGUUCUGUCAGGACAGUGCUUUGAAAACACAGGGGAACUCAUUCUGCAGUCUGGAUCAUUCUCCUUUCUGAACUUUAUAGACAUCUUUACUGAUCAGGAGAUUGGUGAAUUGCUUAGCACCAUACAUCCUGCCAACAAAGCAAGCCUAACCCUGUUCUGCCCUGAGGAGGGGGAUUGGAAGAACUCAAACCUGGACAAACACAAUCUGCAGGACUUCAUCAACAUGAAGCUCAACUCAUCCUCAAUACUGCCUGAAAUGGAAGGACUUUCAGAGUUUACAGAAUACCUCUCAGAGUCUGUAGAGAUUUCAUCUCCAUUCGACAUCCUAGAACCACCAACCUCAGGGGGCUUUUUAAAGCUCUCAAAGCCAUGCUGCUAUAUUUUCCCUGGUGGGAGAGGAGACUCGGCCCUGUUUGCGGUCAACGGCUUCAACAUGCUCAUUAAUGGAGGGUCAGAUCGCAAGUCCUGUUUCUGGAAGCUUGUGAGACACCUGGAUAGAGUGGACUCUAUACUUCUGACACACAUUGGAGACGACAACCUUCCUGGAAUCAACAGCAUGCUACAGCGGAAAGUAGCAGAACUAGAGGAAGAGCAGUCACAGGGAUCUACUGCCAAUAGUGACUGGAUGAAAAAUCUCAUCUCCCCCGACCUGGGAGUGGUGUUUCUAAAUGUUCCCGAGGACCUGAGGAACCCAGAGCCGAAUCUUAGGGUCAGAAGAAGCAUCGAGGAGGCUAGUCUUACACUGCAAUACUUGAAUAAAUUAUCUUUAAAACCAGAACCACUUAACAGAGGUGUCGGAAAUGCUAUAGAUCCUAUCAUUCUCUUUCAGAAAAUGGGAGUGGGGCGAUUAGAAAUGUAUGUGCUAAACCCAGUUAAAAACAGCAAGGAGCUUCAGUAUUUUAUGAAGCAGUGGACUGGCAGCAGCAAAGACAAAGCCUCUGUCUUGCUCCCAAGCGGCAAAGAAUCUGAAAUUCCAGUCUCUUACUUAACCUCAAUUUCAUCGUUGAUUGUAUGGCAUCCAGCUAACCCCACUGAAAAGAUAGUACGUGUUUUGUUUCCAGGCAAUGCAUCUCAACACAGUAUACUAGAAGGCUUGGAAAAACUUAAGCAUCUGGACUUCCUAAAGCAGCCAGUGGUCAGCCAGAAAGAGCUAACUGCAAACAUCGCUGCGCCAGGUCUGAAACAGGCUAAGCUGAAACACAAGACGGACAGUAUUGAAAGCCUAAAAUCAGCAUCCAGACCAUCAUCAAGCAGAGGAGUUAGGAAAGAAUCAAAAGAAGAGCCGUCAGAGGCAGCAAAAGUAGACACACAAGAAAAGACCCAAACAACAGAGAAAAAGGUAAAAACAACCGUGAAAAAAGAAAAACCAAAGCCACUGGUGACAGAGAAAGAGGCCAAGUCAAAAUCAGACCAACCACUUCAAACAGAAACCCCAGACAAGCACAAGGCUGACAUAAAACCAAAAGUGGUAAAGGAAAGAGUAGUUAAAAAGGAGGCCAAGGCCCAGAAAUCUGAAGAAAAGAAAAAAGAAGUAAAGAAGGAGGCAGCUAAGAAAGAAAUUAAAAAGGAAGAGAAGGCUAAAAAGGAAGAAAUAAAGGAGUUGAAAAAAGACCAGAAAAAGGAAGUGAAAAAGGAAGUAAAGAAAGAGGUGAAGAAGGAAACACCAAAGAAGGAGGUUCCAAAAGAAGAGAAGAAAGAAUUGAAAAAAGAAGACAAAGACCUUAAAAAGGACAUGAAGAAAGCCCCGAAAGACAUGAAGAAAACUGCCACACCUCAGGCUGAUGGCAAAAAGCCUGUGCCAAAACCAAAAGUCCAAAAGAAAGAAGAGUCAUCAAGGAAGGAUCUAGGAAGCCCAGGAAAAACCAAAGAGAAGGGAAAGAUCAAGAGUACCAAGAAAGGCAACAAGCCCAGUGAGUCCAAACUUGUUGUCGCUGCAGCAGCCGGGGCGAUGGCUAGUGUAGCAGCUGUGACAGCCACAGUGGAGGCUCUUGAAGCUGAACGGUCACUUAUGUCUACACCUGAGGAUCUCACUAAAGACUUUGAAGAACUCAAAGCAGAACAAAUAACAGAAGAUGUAGAGAGCACGCCACCGCAAGAGCAACCAGCAGAAGAUGAAGAAGCUGUCAUGGUGCAACAUGAGGAAAUAAUGGUCAUCAAAGAAUCUGAGGAGCCUGUUGAAUCUCCUGAUGAAGGGAUAACAACCACAGAAGUUGAGGGGGAGUGCGGACAGACCCCCGAUGAACUGGAGUCCCGAGAGAACAUCAAUGAUGACAUCAAUGAGAAGUUUGAAGAUGAGGGCACUGGUUUUGAAGAAUCGUCAGAAGCUGGAGACUAUGAAGAAACAGCAGAGACUGAGGAGGUAGAAGAACAGGAGGAAGUUGUGGAAGAAAGGACAGAGGACAAGCAUGAUAAUGUGAUGAAGGGAGAAUUAGUUGAUACAGAAGCAGAAGAUCUUGCUGAAGCAGAUGAACAAGCCAAACCUGAACAUGUGUUGGAAAAGGGAAAAUCCAGGGAUUCUGAAUCAGGAGAGGAUCAAGCAGAGGAAGAUUUAGAAGAAACACUUGUAAAGGAAGGGGAAGAAUCUGAGGAAGAGGAGGCAGAAGAGGAUGAAGAUAAAGAUAUUAAAGAAGAAAGGGAUGUAGAUGAAGCUGAACAAGACACAAGAGAUUUUGAGAUUGAGGAAACAAAGGAAAAACACAGUUUGCCUACUACAACUCCACCCAAAAUGCCUGCACCUCAGUCCCCUGUCAUUGAGCAUGCAUCUAUUCAUGAUGAAACUCUACCAGCUGGUUCUGAAAGUGAAGCCACAGUGUCUGAUGAAGAGAAUCGCGAAGAACCACCUGAAGAAUUCACAGCAACUUCAGGUUAUACACAAUCUAUAAUUGAGAUUUCCAGUGAGCCCACACCAAUAGAUGAAAUGUCAACACCAAGAGAUGUUAUGAGUGACGAGACCACCAAUGAGGAAACCGAGUCUCCUUCUCAGGAGUGUGUGAAGUUUGGAAUGACAGCGUACUCCAGUGAGCAUGACAGAACCAAACUCUCUCCUCUUCCUGAUAGCUUUAAUGAAUACUCGUCAGAUCAUUCGAAGAGCGAAGCCACUGAAGGUAAUGUUUAUCAUCAUUCAGCCUCUACAAUAUCACCACCUUCAUCAAUGGAGGAAGACAAAGUCUGCAAAACACUGCCUAGUGAAAUCCUUACUCCCAAAGAAAACGAAAGUGAAUAUGGGUUACACCUGGAUACUCGGGAUAAGUUGUUUCUCGACACAAGAUCUAGUCCCGCUCCUCUCUCACCUCAAGCAAAAACACCUACAAGUGAGCGUAGUGUAAACUUUGAUUUGACUCCAACUGCAAUUGCAGCACCAAUUGAACUGGGAACCACCCUUUCUGAAGUCACCAGUGAUGCGAUGGAUCACUCUGCCAGUCCAGAUGACAAGACCAUAGAAGUUGCUUCUCCUACACAAUCUGUUCCUGGAAGUGCAGGUCACACACCCUAUUACCAGUCACCUGUGGAUGAAACGACAAGCUCUGUGCCCACUGCUGGAAAGACCCCAGGUCCAUUUAUAGUCGAAGUAACUGAUGAAAAAGGUGAACCUUCAAACAACAGAGUUAGUCCAAUGGAUGAACCUGUACCUGAUUCUGAGUUCCCCGUUGAAAAGGUCUUGUCUCCUCUUCGUAGUCCACCUCCACUGGGAUCUGGAUCUCCAACAGAAGGGUCACCAAAUGUUGAUGCGAAGUCACCCUUUGACAUUUCUGAACCGUCAUUAGAUGUCAAGCAUGGUAACAAUAAGUCACCCAGUAGCUUAAAUCCCUUUGUCGACUAUUCUUCAGUGAGUUCAGUUUGUGUUUUACAGGAAAAGCAAGAAGCAGCUUGUCUGGAUUUGGAACCUGGCAAAGACAUUUUCAGCCCAGAGAAUAAACUGCAGGAUAGUGCAUCUGCUAAAAGCAAAAGCUUGGAACCUUUUCAGGAAAUUAAAUCUACUGAUCUAUCACCCAUUUCAGUUGAUGCUAACCAGUUUGGUUAUUUCAAAGAGGAGAGUAAAAUGUCAAUUUCCGAAGGAACAGCAUCAGACAAAUCAGCCACUCCAGCUGACGAGGUUGUAGCAGAGGACACAUUUUCUCAUAUCGAAGGAGUGGCCUCCACGUCAACUGCCUCUCUCGCUACAAGCUCAUUCCCUGAACCCACAGCAGAUGAUGUCUCUCAUUCGCUCCAUGCUGAAGUGGGCUCCCCACAUUCAACUGAAGUAGAUGACUCUUUGUCUGUAUCUGUAGUACAGACACCCACAGCAUUCCAGGAUACAGAGAUGUCUCCAUCUAAAGAAGAGUGCCCAAGACCAAUGUCAAUUUCUCCAGAUUUCUCACCUAAAAUAACAAAAUGCAGAGCCCCUAUACAGGACUUACAGUCCCCAGAGCAGUCCACCAUGUCAGUAGAAUUUGGUCAGGAGUCUCCUGAUCAUUCUUCAGCUUUAGACUUCAGCAAACAGUCCCCUGAACAUCCAGCAGUCAGUGCAAACCUCCUUCACAUCACUGAGAAUGGACCCACUGAAAUUGAAUACAGUCCUUCUGAAAUGCCAUAUACCAAAUUUGCAGAUCAAUCCAUGCCGCCAGUUGAGAAACCCAUACUUUUCCAGGGAGAAGGUUCUCCACAUGUAGCUUCAACAUCUCCAAAAGAGUCUCGUUUGCCCACCCCACCUGCUCACUCUCCAUUACAAGUAACAGAACCAUGUGCUCUUUCAUCAUUUGUCAGUGGUGGUUCACUAGCCCCAGAGAGUUUGACACAUAUGUUUGAGGAAACUUUACAGCAGCAGGACAGAGAGUCGCCUGUUACACCCAGAGCAGCUUCCCCUACCCACUCACCACAUUCCUCUGAUUCAUCAUUAAUCUUAGGAAGCUCAAUAAUACCGGAAAGUAUCCCCUAUAAGGCAGAGGAACCUUCACAAAUGCAGGAGAAGUCUCCUACCACCCCAAAAGCAGAAUCUCCUGCAUGCUCUCCACUUUCUUCAGAUUCGUCAUUUAUUAUGGAAAGCUCAAUUACACCUCAAAGUUUGCCAGUUAAAGUUGAAGAACCUUCACAACAACAGGACAAGUUUUCAUUCAGUCCCAAAGUAGCUUCCCCUGCAUACUCAGCACUGUCCUCUGAAUCGGCAUUGUUCUUAGGAGGCUCAAUGGCUGCAGGAAGCCCAUCACUUAAAGCAGAGGAACUUACCGAACAUCAAGACCAGUCUCCUGGUAGUCCUAAAGCAGCUCCCCCUGCAUACUCACCACUUUCCACUGAUUCUUCAUUGUUCUUAGGAAGUUCAGAUGCCCCAAGAAGCUUACCAAUGAAAGCAGAAGAACUUACAGAAUAUCAAGACAAGUCUCCUGUUAGUCCCAAAGUUUCUCCUCCUGCUUACUCACCACUUUCUUCUGGUUCAUCAUUUUUAUUAGGAAGCUCUGUAGAUCCUAAAAGUGUUUCAAUUAAAGGUGAUGAACCUACCCAAAAACAAGACAAGUCUCCGGCUAGUUCCAAAGCAGCAUCGCCAGCAUGCUCGCCACUAUCGUCUUAUUCGCCAUUAGUCUUAGGAAGCUCACAAGCACCGGAAAGCAUGUGCUUUAAGGCAGAGGAACCUUCACAAAUGCAGAAGUCUCCUACCACCCCAAAAGCAGAAUCUCCUGCAUGCUCUCCACUUUCUUCAGAUUCGUCAUUUAUUAUGGAAAGCUCAAUUACACCUCACAGUUUGCCAGUUAAAGUUGAAGAACCUUCACAACAACAGGACAAGUUUUCAGUCAGUCCCAAAGUAGCUUCCCCUGCAUACUCAGCACUGUCCUCUGAAUCAGCUUUGUUCUUAGGAGGCUCAAUGGCUGCAGGAAGCCCAUCACUUAAAGCAGAGGAACUUACUGAACAUCAAGACCAGUCUCCUGUUAGUCCAAAAGCAGCUCCCCCUGCAUACUCACCUCUUUCCAUUGAUUCAUCAUUGUUCUUAGGAAGCUCAGUUGCUCCAGGAAGCUUACCAAUGGAAGCAGAGGAACUUACAGAAUAUCAAGACAAGUCUCCUGUUAGUCCCAAAGUUUCUCCUCCUGCUUACUCACCACUUUCUUCUGGUUCAUCAGUUUUAUUAGGAAGCUCAGUAGUUCCUAAAAGUUUUUCAGUUAAAGAUGAGGAACCUGCCCAAAAGCAAGACAAGUCUCCUGCUAGUUACAAAGCAGCAUCGCCAGCAUACUCACCGCUUUCAUCAUAUUCAACUGACUUUGAAAAGAAGUGUACUUCUUCAUGUUCUCCAGAGCAGGAGUCCAGGAAGCAAGACUUCAGAGCUGCAGACUCAUGCAAAAAGACUCUCUCACCACAGUCCCGACAUGAUGUUGACUUGUGUUUGGUCACUUCUUGUGAAUACAGGCACCCUAAAACAGAACUGUCUCCCUCCUUCAUUAAUCCCAGCCCCCUGGAGUUCUUCGCUAAUGAGGAUAACUCUCAAAAAGAUGACAAGCCUUUAACACAGUCUGGUGGAGGGCAGCCCCCAUCUGGAGGAAAGCUUCAUCCAAGGCAGUGCGAUGAAACCCCACCAACUUCAAUUAGCGAGUCAGCCCCAUCUCAGACAGAUUCGGAUGUGCCUCCAGGCACUGAAGAAUGCCCUUCCAUUACCGCAGAUGCCAACAUAGACUCAGAAGAUGAGUCUGAAACUCUUCCUACAGACAAAACUCUUACAUACAGGCAUAUGGAUCCCCCACCAGUCCCGCUCAGAGACCCAGCUCCUUCCGCUCCUCACCCUGAUGUCUGCAUGGUCGACCCUGAAGCGAUCCCUAUUGAGCAGAACCUAGGGAAGCCCUUGAAAAAAGACAUCAAAGAAAAGACAAAGACCAAAAAGCAGGGCACUAAGACCAAGUCUUCCUCGCCAGCAAGGAAAAGCGAUGGCAAGACUAAACCGUCAUCUGCCAUCACAAAGACUAAUGCUGCAAAGGAAACAUUAGAUAAGGUUUCAAAAGUAGCUUCUCCAAAGAAGAAAGACUCAACAGGAUCCAAGUCAAGUGCCAAUUCUGAUAUAAAGCAUGCUGAGGAAAAAGAUGCUAAGAAUGCUACCAAUACCUCGGCUUCAAAGGGUACAAAAAGUGCUACCACUGGUUCUGGUAAUAGUAAAGCUUCCAGUGGAGCAGCAGCUCCCCCUGGACCCCCUGUAUACAUGGACAUGGUAUAUAUUCCAAACCACUGCAGUGCCAAGAAUGUGGAUGCUGAGUUUUUCAAGAGAGUGAGAUCUUCUUAUUAUGUUGUAAGUGGCAACGACUUGGCAGCUGAAGAACCCAGCAGAUCUGUCCUGGAUUCCCUGCUGGAGGGGAAGGCUCAGUGGGGUAACAACAUGCAGGUUACUCUCAUCCCAACCCACGACACUGAGGUGAUGCGGGACUGGUACCAGCAGACUCACGAGAAGCAGCAGGACCUGAACAUCAUGGUGUUAGCAAGCAGCAGCACCGUGGUCAUGCAAGACGAAUCUUUCUCUGCUUGCAAGAUUGAGCUGUAAUCCCAGGAACCCCAAGCCAUGCAUUGAGUCUGCUUUCCUUAGUGAACCCUUCAAUGUAAAGAACAAAAACAAAAAACAAACUUUCAGAUUGAUUUGAAACAGGUAGAAACGAAAAAACUGUACCAUACAACUGGUGAUGCAAGUCACUAACUCAUUUUUUAAUAACUAAGGCACAUAUUCCUUAAACAGGAUUCAGGCUGCUGUCACAUGAUGUAGAGUCAAUGGAAAGUGAUUUGACUGAAUUGUAGAACCAUGUACAGUGUAUCUCUUUCUUACAGGUGAUAAAACAUCAGACUGUUGGGACAGGCACGCAAGUGGAUGUAUAAAGAGGUGGGCUGAAUCUGCACGUGCAGCAGUUUGAAUCAUGUUUUAGACAACGUUUUAAUUAAUAUGCAGAGGUAACCCAAGGCACGCUCCCACUGAAACAACUUAAACUGUCUUAGUUCUUCCCGUGCUAUAAUGUAAUUUAAUCUUGAGAAACCUGCACGUUCGUUAACAACCACAAAACAGAGCAAUGGCUAGUACCCUGAAGCAAAGACCAGAGGAUAUGGGAGCACACAUUCUGUAAAAUGUGCUUAGAAAGGGACUUGAAUGUAAGAGGCAGUUGAUGCACUUAUUUUUUUAAUGUGAAACAGCAGGUGUAUGAAAUAGACAAAAACCAAACAAACAAGAUCAGUAGCAACAUCCAUGUAGCAGUUUAGAAAAGAGUGCAGAGGUGUGGCUGCCUGUUUUUAUGUGUGGUGCCACAAUGUCCUUCUAACAAGCCUCUCAGCUACGUAUUUUGUUUGAAACGGUGAAAACGUAUCUUAUUCGCAAAGAUUUUCUUUCAAGGAAUAUUUGUCCCACUGAACAAAACAAUACUGAAAGUUUUAAAAUUCAAACCUUUGAAAAUGUUUUUUGGUUUUUUAAGCAAUCUGAUGAUAAAGUGUUGAUGAGUUUCCUAUUAUAUGUAAGUUGUUGGUUUUGAUAUUAUUUUAACGUUUGGAAAAUCGGUACAGCUCUGUUUGUAAGGAAGUUCUUUUUUUUUUUUUUAAAGAAUGAAUGUAAUUUGAAUCGUGGUAUUUUAAUGCUGUCAAGGUUGGUGUCAAGGCUAAGCCAGAACUGGUCUCCAGACCUAGGUGUCAGAUUGUAUUGGCAAAACACAGUUGUAAGUCUAGUUAAGAAUUUGUCUUGUUGCCAUAUUCAAGAUAAGGAACGGAAUCACUUUAAAAUGAACUGCGUGAUUCCCAUUUUUGAGUAUAAGAACAAUAACCCAAACCUGAGAUUUCAAGGCUGCGUGAUGGGCAUUUGCUUGAAAGGUUUGCUUAAUAUAAAGUUCCAUCCAGCAGCUACGUUCAUUUGCACUUUUGUUUUUAUUUGGCUGUUCACUGUAUUUCCAGAACUGUAUGAUUGUGUUUUUAGAAGGUAGAUGCCUUCCUAAAUAGUGACCUCAUUUGAUUUGUCUACAUUGUCUAAUUAGGAUUGUUUACUCUAAGCAAAUGUUUUGCACUUAAGUUAACUUUAGCCUUUAAACCUGAGACGAGAGUAUUGCUUACUUUAAUUCUUCACUGUCCUCUGAAUAUAUUCCUUAAUGUUUUCAUUCAUGCAUCAGCUUGUAGCGCGGGCUAUAUUUCACAACACUAGGUCUUAUUGCAUUAUGACUGUCAACAGGGCUCAUUUUUAGGAUGUAAACUUCACUUUGGUAGUAAAUGUGGUGUUGACCAAGAGCAUUUCAAUUCCAUUUCUUUUUCAAUUGGUUGGAGUAAUCAAAGUUUAAAUAUAUUUUCUUGGAAGGUAUGGAUUACUACAAUUCCUUAGAGACACACAAACAGCUAAUGAUUUUAAAAGGCUGACUUAAGGCCUACUUGAAUGUGACUUGUUUGUUAACUGAGAUCAUUUCUUAUCUUUUGGAAGGUUCCUUGGAAUUUUUUUAAGAACUGUACUAUAAUUAUAAAUAGACUUCAGGCAGGGUGAAUGGUUUGCAACAGGAUGCGCACGUGCUAUGUGUAAUAUAUUUAAGUUUUGGAAAAACAAAAUGAAAAAGAAAAAAUGUUUUGAAUGGGAUGAAAGUGUGCACACCCUGGCAACAAGGUUUACUAAAAUAAAAAAAAUAAAAAAGUCAUAGCCACACAACCCACCCUGCUUCAAAAUAAGAAAAAGGCAUGCAAGCUCUCUUUACCUCUCUCCUGACAUGUAAGGAAAUGAACAAGAGCUUCCUGCAGUCAGCACCCCUUGCAUUUCUGUAAAGAUAUUCUGAGAGGGUAGAGACGUUGCAGGGUGAAUACAGCUGGGAGUGUUAUAGAGACGGUACUUAGUUUAACCAUGCGGAUCUCAAAGUGCGCUGCCUUCAGCUUUCAUACUGCCUCCUCUGCAUAAAAGCCUGCAAUGAAAAGUCUACACCAUCACCACUCAACACUAGCGCAAUCCUUGUAAUAAACAGGCGACUGUCACAAUAAAUACGAUCCUGACCUAAGUUAUGCUGAUAAAGAGGGAUCAUACACUUAUUUGUACACCCGGACUGAAAUUAUUUUCAGUAAUCCUUUUUUACUUUAAAGGAUAAACUGUGCAGCAAUUAUUGCUGUGUCUAGAAUAUUUGACCUGCAUUAACCACAAACUAGCUACUAUAAUACUGUUUAUAUUUAAGUCUGUGACAUUUUUAAUUCCAAAUAUUCUUGGAAAAUGGAUAUCCCACUGCUAUUUAAGUCUUCAACUCUACGACACAUUAAGUCCAUUGCAGUUCACACAGCACUGAACUGCAACUUACAGUAAACACAGUAACAAAAACUUUCAACUUUCAAACACAUGCAUGAACGUCUUACCUUUCCGUCGUACAGUACACAUUCCUACCAGUCUUAAAUAACCAGCUGGGAAUCGAUUCACACUACUGGCUCUCCUUCCGGGUGAUUGUUUAUGUGUCCGUCAGCAGCUGUGUGUGUGGUAUUUAUGUCUUAUAAUCCUGCAUCGUUCUAUUCUAUCCAGUCAUGUCCGUAGAGAUUAGUUUUAAGUGGAAGUAAUAUGUAGUGCUUUUCUGAUAUUUGUGUGCAAUAUCUCCCUCUCCCACUGAGGAAUUUGAUGUAAACUACUACAAAAAAAUGAAGGAAAAAAAAUUCACAAUAAAAACAAAAUGUGGAAACUGA
This is a messenger RNA of Polyodon spathula (Mississippi paddlefish), 11079 nucleotides long. Its product is annotated as microtubule-associated protein 1B-like. Gene Ontology annotation, biological process: dendrite development; microtubule cytoskeleton organization; regulation of microtubule depolymerization. The transcript is spliced from 7 exons. Gene Ontology annotation, cellular component: microtubule associated complex; dendrite; neuronal cell body. Lineage: Eukaryota; Metazoa; Chordata; Actinopteri; Acipenseriformes; Polyodontidae. Bases 68 to 7963 code for a protein of 2631 amino acids. The record is from RefSeq and is a predicted model, not a curated record. Gene Ontology annotation, molecular function: actin binding; microtubule binding.